UCUACACCAGGUGGCAGCAGUUCGAAAAAGAAAGGGGUCAGAGGUAAAUACAAGGGCAAGAAUGUUGAGGAGGAGCUCUCCAAAACACAAUCUGCCAAGUUACCGCUUGAGGUGCACGCAGAGACUGGCACCCCCGUAGGCAAAAACGGGAAAAAAUUCAACAAUAUGGCAAAAUGGAUGACUCGGAUGUCUAUCCCCAUUAAUAAAUUCAAAUGGGAAGAUGUCAGUAGAGCUGACAUCAACGCACUCUGGGAUAGACUUGAGGUAUGCCUUAAUAAUUUUUUUUAAUUUAUAAAUUACUAUACUCUUAUUAAAUUGUAAUUAAUGUAUUAAUGUGUAACUUUUUGCAGACCAAGUUUGUCCUCCCACGAGAUAACCCUACAUUCGUAGACUACGGUGAGUACGAGAUGUCAAAGGGUUUACAUGACUGGAGGGCAGACUGCAAGAAGAAGUGGAUACAAAACAUUGAGGAGCUUGGACAGGAGAGGGCCGACAUGUCACCUCCUGAGGGAGUAACUCAAGAGGUGUGGAGUGACUGCAUCGCUUAUUGGAGCACAGACAAACAAAAGGCGAGAGCAGCGAAAAAUAAAGAAAGUCGGGGUAAGAUGAAAUUUCUAGGAGGCUGGGGCUCCAAGCCUAUUGUUUCACAUGUUGUCGAGGGGGCUAACCCCGACACAGGAGAACUGCCAACUGCGGUGGAAACUUUUCAAAAGUUUCACCAUAAAGGCAACGAUUGGCGCAACGAGUUCGCGCAACAAGCUUACGAGCAAAUGGUUGAAAUAGCGGCAACUCAACCAGCGCCCACCGAAGAUGAGCCCGCAGAGCCUGCUGUCGAUCCUACACAGUACCCCCGAGACUUACCUGUUAUGACACAAGUACUCGGGGAACGAUCUCGGCAUCUUAGAGGCUUUGGCCAUCUCCCCAGACUGAAGGGAGUUGGGGCCAAAAGAGCACCUGCCACGCAUCCUUCAGCCCAACCGACUGUUACAAUGGAACAGUACGAGGCUUUACAGAAAAAAGUGGAGGAAGCGGAGCAGACAACUCAACAUACAAGGCAGCAGUAUGAGACACAACAACUCUACCUCAGACGAUUCCAAGAUCAGUUUGAGUAUCUUUCUCGAGCUGUGCCGGGUUUCAACUUGCCUCCCAUGGAUCUUCCACCAUUGCCCACUCCUGGUGCUGGAUCGUCGGCUGCUGCUGGUGCUGGAUCGUCAUCGCAGCCUCCCGAGACUCAGAGAAACAACGAUGACGAUAUUACCCGCCUAUAG
Cannabis sativa is the source of this 1268-nucleotide messenger RNA. RefSeq lists its product as uncharacterized. NCBI's taxonomy places the organism in Eukaryota, Viridiplantae, Streptophyta, Magnoliopsida, Rosales, Cannabaceae. The transcript is spliced from 4 exons. The coding region runs from base 333 to 1268 and encodes 311 amino acids. The record is from RefSeq and is a predicted model, not a curated record.